This is a messenger RNA of Penicillium pulvis, 2535 nucleotides long. RefSeq names its product C2H2-type zinc finger protein. Lineage: Eukaryota; Fungi; Ascomycota; Eurotiomycetes; Eurotiales; Aspergillaceae. Gene Ontology annotation, biological process: DNA-templated transcription. The transcript is spliced from 9 exons. The record is from RefSeq and is a predicted model, not a curated record. Gene Ontology annotation, molecular function: DNA binding; zinc ion binding. Bases 1 to 2535 code for a protein of 844 amino acids.
AUGUCUGGCAAGGUAGCUUCUCAGAAGGUAUCACAGAUAUCGAACCCCGGACCUUACCAAUGCCCUCAAUGCGACAAGGCUUAUGAGCGGCAUGAUUACCUCGCUCGGCACAUCGAUUCCCAUCGUAACAAGCGCAGCUUCCGAUGUCCGAUCUGCCAACGCGGCUUUAACCGGCGAAGUGAUGUUCUACAGAGACAUCGCGCGCUACACGACGUAUUGUCUCCAGAUAACGAGGUGAACAUCAAGCGCCGCAAGGAUCGGCUUCCAGGAGCCUCUCAUGAAUGCAAUAAAACGCUCAAUGAACCUGACAGGCCCUCGAAGCAACAAAAGGGAGACUUACGUGAGAAAGAUGUGGCCGAGGGAAACGGCCCGGUUUGCUCAGAUUCGGCAUAUGCCUUUGAUCAAGUGCGAAUUCCCGAAGAUGUAUUCUCACAGGAUUCCGAAGGGCCAUUCAACCUAGCGUUCGCCCCUGAAAAGAAUCACAUAUCCAAUGUGUCGACAAACGCUGUGACACAAUCCGAAUGGCUGUCCUACUUUUUUGAACAUGUUAUGCUCCCGAAUCCAAAUGGAGUGGAUGAUGGACAAGGGAUCCAUCAACCACCACCCAACACGUUCGAUAUUCUGCCCGAUAUAGAUUUUGAAUUCUCAGAUAGUGGUCUGUUUGGGGAAAGUUUUAUUCCGGAUCUGGAAACAAUGGUUCAAAAAGACGUUCUUUUUCCUAUGGAUCGAAUUGCCUGGGAUUCGGAGGAAAGUCCCGACACUACGCGGAGACGAGUUGACGCGUUUCAACGAUCGUUCUGGAUCAAUCUUCCGGAUAAGACUCGAAAUGGCGCGGGCGGCGACGCUGGACCAGCACUUGCAGAUCGCGAUCUUGACAGCUCCGUUCUUUCUCCUCACACGGCACCUAUUAAUUUUACCAUCCAUGAAAAACUUUCGUUACGAGCAAGAGAUCAGAUAUUCAGGCUGAUAGUCAAGACCGGUGACAAUAGCUUUUCAAUGCCUGAAAUUCCCGCCGUCGAGUACCUCGAUAUUCUCAUCAAGAUCGGACUGGCAAAAAAAUUAGAGACGGAUCCAUGGAUCCAUCUAUAUACAUGCUAUAGCCAAAAUACUAGACCAGAACUUCUUGCAGCUUUGGUGAUGGCGGGUUGCAUCUGUUGCUUCGCUUCCUCAGUGAGCAAAACAGGUGUAAUUCUGCAGGAAAUUGUUAGAAUGUCAUUGCGAAAUCUUUCUGAGUCAGAUCCUCAGGUUCUUCGUGAUCUUCAAUACUUGCAAGCAUCAAUGAUGUGCGUGGAAAUUGGGUUCUCGUGUGGCCACAGGAGAAAUAUGCAGAUGACAGAAGGCAGUGUGCAGGCGCUUGGCAUGGCUCUUCGUCGUGCCGGAGCAUUUGAUAGCUCAUCAUAUCGGCUCAUCUCGCCAUGUGAUAUUCCCGACGAUAAUCACCACGAACUACAGACAGCGUGGCAAGAAUGGAUCAAACAAGAAUCUCUGAAGAGGCUCGUUCACCACUUUUUCUGUCAUGAUAUUGAAUACGCGGCAGCCAUGAAUCAGCCACCGACCACAUCCUAUGCGGAACUCACGCUGCCUCUUCCAGAAAGCCGAGAGCUCUGGCUAGCACAAACACCUAAAGCGUGGAAAGAUGCUUGGAUGGUUCAAUAUCGACAGUUAAGAACAGAUUUAAGUGUCAAAGAUCUUCUAUCAGACCCGACGCUAUUGAGUGAUCUUCCUGUACACCUGGACGCCGAAGUCGCCACUUCUGCAUUAUUGCAUGGGAUACUAGGCAUGACGUGGGAUGUUAGACAGAAGGUGUUACUCGGCCGGCACAACUCAACAAAGCUACCUGCCAGAAAACAGCUGUUGCUUCAAAGCAGACAAGAUGACCUAUACAGCGACAUUCAGCAAAUCCAAGAGGUCAUCGCAAAAGCCCCAGCGGUGACUGUGCUCAUGUCUGAGUUUACCACCAUGUAUCUCCACAUCGACGUCGACGCUUUACAGCGCUUCGCCGGAAAGAUGGGAGAAGCUGAGACAAGGAAGAUUUACCCUGACCUGCGAGAAUGGAGUCUAACGCAGGAGGCCCGCGUAGCGAUCUGGCACGCCGGACAGGUAUUUGGUGCCGUACGCCGUGUUGGACCAUACCAGCUGCGAGGAUUCGACUCAUUUGCCAUAUACUAUGCCUCGUUGACACUCUGGGUGUAUGGGCUGUUAUCAUGCGCGGAGAAGGAGUCAAGGGAUUCUGUGUCCUGGAGUACAGAUCCUUCGUCAACGAUCCUUCUGGAUGGCCCAAGUAGCCGGGCUACAGAUAUAUUCAUCUCUCAAGGCCGUGGCUCACCUGGACUGACAUACUUCUCUGGGUCUGGCGUUGCUGCACAGAAAGCCAUUUGCAAUCUUCGCCAGCCUCGGUUGCUUAUGCGUGUCGCUUUGCAGGUCCUUGACAGUAACUUCACAAAUCUGUCAUCGAAUGACCCUAUCAACAAUCCUCUUCCACCUCUUGUCGCGAAUCUCCGUAGUUUGCUUCAUGAUUUGGGAAAUUUGCCUUAA